AUAAAAGGGUCAAUUCUCCUAACUAAGUCUCAUUCAUUCAUUCAUUCAUACCUUCUUGUUAUAAUAAAAACUAUUCAAACUCUUCUAAAAAGGUCACUUUCUUCCUUCCAAAGCUUCUUCUAUGGAAACUAACACCAAUAACAUCAUUAAGAGAAGAACUACAACCAUGGAUCAAGAAUCAGACCAACAACAAUUCGAGGACUUGCUUCCGGUCAUGGCCGAGAAACUCGACGUGGAGACAUUCGUCUCCGAACUUUGUGGGGGUUUUAAACUCCUAGCAGACCCUGAAAAGGGCGUGAUCACGAGCGAGAGCCUGCGUAGGAACGCGGCUCUCCUCGGCAUGGAAGGGAUGAGCAUGGAGGAUGCUGAGGAUAUGGUAAGACAAGGUGAUCUUGAUGGUGAUGGAAAAUUGAAUGAGACUGAGUUUUGUAUACUUAUGGUUAGGCUUAGCCCUGGCAUGAUGGAAGAUGCUGAGUCAUGGCUUGAAAAAGCAAUUGAAGAAGAGCUAAGGAAAUUCUCAACUUAAAGAUUAAUUUAUAACAUGUAAGUUUAAUGAAGCUAAUCUAUGUCAUUAAAGUGAAGGGUGUAUUCAAUUAGAGGUUUUUAUUUGCAUAGUUAAUUCAAAUUUAACUGAUUAUAAUUGGUUUGAGUAGUGUUAUUUGAAUAUCUAAAAGUUUGUAUCAGUGAAAUACUAAAAUAAGAUAUAAGAAUAGAAAAUACGAGUUUAAAUUAUUUUUUAUUUAUCCAUAUUUAAACUCAAUUUAAUUUGUGUAUAAAUAUAAGAUGUUAGAUUUGUAAUUAUUGCAGAAAUCUCUUAUUUGUUAUUAAUGAAAAGAAUCUCUCUUGUGAAGCA
Arachis ipaensis is the source of this 853-nucleotide messenger RNA. Lineage: Eukaryota; Viridiplantae; Streptophyta; Magnoliopsida; Fabales; Fabaceae. The record is from RefSeq and is a predicted model, not a curated record.